AAAAAUGAUUACAAAAUCUGAAUCUUUUGCCAGCAAAGAAAACAAGGAGUGAGAUGAUUGAACGCAAUGAGUUCAGCAUCAUGAGCUUGAUGGAAUCAGGAAACACAAUAUCGGAGAAUCGGAAUUCCUAAUAAGGAAAUAAAGAGAUCAAUGUUCUCAUUGUCUACACUGGAGGUACCUUUGGAAUGGCUCCAAGCGAAGAUGGAUACAAACCAGCAACGAAUCUACUAGGAAAUCUUCAUUCGAUCAAGUUAUUUUAUGAUAAAGAGUAUACUAAGGCAACAAAUAUUCCUGGAACUUCAUGUACCCCUCAGACUUGGUUUAAGCAGAGAUUAAGGUACCAUUUGUUAGAGUAUGAACAUCUCAUCGAUUCUUCAGAAUUAAACAGUAGACAUUAUGGCCAAAUAGCUGCCACAAUUGAAGAGAAUUACGAUAAUUAUGAUUCUUUUAUUAUCAUCUAUGGAACAGAUACAAUGGCUUAUAUGGCAUCUCAACUUUCUUUCAUGUUUGAGAACCUUGACAAAACUGUGGUAAUCACUGGUUCCCAGAUUCCUCUCGCAGAGUGGAGAAAUGAUGCUGAGGCUAACCUGAUAGGUGCACUCACAGUAGCUGAGCAUCGAAUCCCUGAGGUUACUGUAUUCUUCAACGGUAAACUAUUCAGAGGAAAUAGAGUCUGUAAAGAAAGCUCAGCCAAGCUGAACGCUUUCAAUAGCCCAAAUAUUCCUGAACUUGCUAGUUUUGAUGUAUUCCUUCAUUAUAACAAAAAUUUGAUAAGAAAACAAACUUCUCUUAAUGCUAAGUUCAAUGUCUUCAAGCUCCUAGAGAGAAAGAUAGCUAUUAUAUUCGUGCAUCCGCUGAUCACUUCCUCUAUUUUCUUAAGUUACUUCAAAAGAGCUAAGGCUAUUGUCCUUCAGACUUACGGAAUGGGAAACUUCCCCAUGAGCAGAGUAGACCUCCUCGAGAUAAUCGAAGAUGCUAUCCUUAAGUACAAGAAAACAGUUGUCAUUGUCAGUCAAUGCAGAAGAGGAUUUGUAAGAGGUAGCUAUUCAAGCUGAGUUGAACUCAAAUAAACUAGGAGCUAUCCUUGCAGAAGAUAUGACCAUCGAAGCCGUUAUCGCUAAACUUUCCUAUGUCAUCGGCAAAGGAUACAAAGGCAAUGAGAUACAAAAGAUGAUGCUCAAAGAUCUAAGAGGGGAAAUCAGCAUUGAAGAUGAAGAGGCUAAGAGUCAAGAGCAGCAGGCUUUAAUUUCAAAGAUUCUCACACUUGCUGGAAGCAGCAUUGAAGGAGAUAAGCCCGAAGACCUAAACAAAGUUGCCGAGAUGCUCCAACCGAUUCUUGCUCAUACAGCAAUUGAGGAAUCAAACAUCGAGAAACUUACCAAGAUAAUAGAGAAUGGAUACAAUAUCAAUCAAAAUGACAAAUUUGGGAAUACACCUUUGCAUUUUGCCAUUCAGAAUGAGAAAAUAGAAAUAGUAGACUUCUUGCUCUCUCAAGAUAACAUCAAAGUUGAUGUGGAGGAUAGUCAAAAGAAUUCUCCAUUAUACUACGCAUGUUUACAAUCAAAUGAGGAAAUCUUUUCAAAAUUGGCCACAAAAGGAGCUAAACUGCUUACAGAGAAGUCUAAAAUCGCUGAAAUUCUCUGAAUGAAAGCCAGAAUGGGCGACCUAGCUUCUCUUAAGCUCUUCUAUAAAGCAGGAGUCGACCUCGAAUCUAAGAAUUAUGAACAAAGUACCAUUGCUCAUAUAGCUGCAGUUGAAGAGAGUGAAGAAAUCCUAACUUUCCUUGCUCAAGAUACGAAGUUUGACUUUAGCAUAAAAGAUCGAAAUCAAAAAGAGCCCUUAGAAUGCCUUAAAAACCAGACUAUUGUUGAAAAGAUUCAGCAACUGUGUCAGUCUAGAAAGGAGAACUUCACUGAAGGAAGCGUAGACAAUAACUAACCCAAUAUCAGAUCAGUCUGAAGAUUAGAGAAGUACUUGCUUAGUUCUACACAAGAUUCACUAAACCAUACUUGAAUCCCAUUGUAAUUCUCAA
Molecule: messenger RNA, 2032 nt
Organism: Moneuplotes crassus
Lineage: Eukaryota; Ciliophora; Spirotrichea; Euplotida; Euplotidae
Source: the annotation of a GenBank genome assembly